AAAACGAAGAAGAAGAAGUCGUUCCCCUAACGGAACCUUCAUCUGCACCUCGUUUGGCCACGGACACCUUUUCGGGACGGACUUAAGCCUUAGCUUCGCCGGGAUAGCAGAGCCAGAACCGCUCGGUUCUAGCGCAAAAGGGACAGCGAAGAUGCCCAAGAAGAAAACCGGAGCCAGGAAAAAGGCGGAGAGCCGCAAAGAGCGAGAGAAGCAGAGCCGAGCCAACAGGGAGCACGUCGAUGUGGCCAAACACCCCUGCAACGUCAACAUGGAAUGUGACAAAUGUCAGAGGAAGCAGAAGAACAGAGCGUUCUGCUACUUCUGUAACUCCAUGCAGAAGCUGCCUGUCUGUGCUCAGUGUGGUAAAACUAAAUGCAUGAAGGCUUCAGAUUGUGUUAUCAAGCACCCAGGGAUCCACAGCACAGGCAUGGCCAUGGUGGGGGCAGUGUGUGACUUCUGUGAAGCCUGGGUCUGCCACGGUAGGAAAUGUCUGAGCACCCACGCCUGCUCCUGUCCUCUGGCCGACGCAGACUGUAUCGAGUGCGAGCGUGGAGUCUGGGAUCAUGGAGGGAGGAUUUUCCGCUGUUCCUUCUGUCAGAACUUCUUAUGCGAGGAUGAUCAAUUUGAGCACCAGGCAAGCUGUCAAGUCCUCCAGGCAGAAACCUAUAAAUGCGUUUCCUGUAACAGACUGGGGCAACAUUCGUGUCUGCGCUGUAAGGCUUGUUACUGUGAUGACCACGCCAAGAGUAAGGUGUUCAAGCAGGAGAAGGGCAAAUCUCUGCCUUGUCCGAAGUGUGGCCACGAGACUCAGGAGACAAAAGACCUCAGCAUGUCCACCCGUACCUUGAAGUUUGGUCGGCAGGCCGGUGCCGACGACGAUGACUACGAAGGAGCAUCAGGGUACGACGCCUACUGGAAGAACCUGGCAGCUGGAGGAAGCCAACGAGACGACUACGGAGAUGACGAUGAUGAUGAGGAGGAGGAGGAAGAGGAGGACGAUGGGUAUGAGGAUGAGGACGAAGAGGAAGAAGAGGAGGAUGACGAGGAGGACGAAACUGCUUCGGAGUCUCUGGCUGAGCUGAAAUUAGAUGGCGCGGCAGCCUAAACUAAGACUGAGGAGUCGGUGGUGCUGUUGGUCAGAGUGGAUUUUAACUGAACGUACGGCGCUGUGCAGAAGUCGAGAGCAUUUUUCUACUCAACAAGCUAAACAUUCUUGUGAUCUUUCAAGUGGUCUUGAUCAAUAGUUUUCCUGUGCUUUCUGAUGGCCUGUCAAAGUUUUUAUACAUUUCUUUGCUAUCUUUAAGUUUUGUUGCGAUCCUGCUAUCUGACUGCAACACAUUGUGGAGUAUUGGCAGUGGUCAGGGCGGAGCACACAAGCACGAGUUUCAGGCAUGAGAACCAUGUUCAGCAAAUAAAGGGUAUCAUAAACUCAAGUCUUUAAUAAAUAGAAAGCGUUGUAUAAACCAGUAAGAUAACAAAAGCUGCGUACUACAGUUUUCUUUUGACGCGACAGAAUGAGAUUCUCACACUAACGUGGGCUUUGGUGCCAUGCAUCUUAAACACAAACUGAGAAAAAAGAAAAUGAUAUAUAACAUUAGUCGUUCUUUGAAGCAGAAAAAACAAAAUAUCCUACUGCUGCUUUAAAUAAUUUAGCAUAUUUACUGUUUUCAUAUACAGUGUUGGUCUUCUGCCCUUUCUACAGUAACAGUGGGAGCGUUACAAAGCGAGUCGGGCCGUCUGCUCAGGUGAAUAGCCUGCAGUUAGACGUCCAGACAUGCUUUAAAAGCAAUGAGCGGCCCGCCUUUAUUUUAAAAACCAUGUCUGUCCAUUUUUUUCUGCAAAUGAUCACAUUUCUAUUUCUGUUUUUUGCAAACAACCCAAAAAACUCUGCACUUCAAGCUGCAGGAACAUUUUGAUGGUGGUUUUGAACCUGUAACGGUUUAAAAUCUGUUUUAUAACCAGCCAUACCUGUUCCUGACUAUAGAUAUGUAGAUUUUUUUUUAUUCCUUUUAUUAUUAUCAAUAUUGACAAAAACGUAACUUAUCUGACAUAUGGAGAAACAGCACUGGUUUUUCCUUUUUCAUACCAAAAUAAAUCGUGGAUCAGAGUUAAGUAAAGGGUGCGGUGUAUCUUUGAAAGACCCUCAGAAGUGCUGGAGAAAUGUUGAUAAAGACCACUUUUAAAUAAAUGAGAGUCUAGCUGUUAAAAAAGUGUAAAGCAACAUAGGGAGAAAUGAUUAAGACUUCUGUUCAGCACUGAUUCUCUAUUUUCAGCUGGUUGUUCAUUCCUGUAGCAACUUUUAGGAGCCAUUUUAAACAACACCCUUCUGCUCAGGGCUAAGGGAAUAAAGUUCAUUGUGAACCUGAAA
Fundulus heteroclitus (mummichog) is the source of this 2368-nucleotide messenger RNA. It is a transcript of the gene noazfp, whose product is annotated as zinc finger protein 330. Bases 152 to 1105 code for a protein of 317 amino acids. The record is from RefSeq and is a predicted model, not a curated record. The transcript is spliced from 10 exons. NCBI's taxonomy places the organism in Eukaryota, Metazoa, Chordata, Actinopteri, Cyprinodontiformes, Fundulidae. Gene Ontology annotation, cellular component: nucleus. Gene Ontology annotation, molecular function: zinc ion binding.